This is a messenger RNA of Heterocephalus glaber (naked mole-rat), 13736 nucleotides long. The record is from RefSeq and is a predicted model, not a curated record. NCBI's taxonomy places the organism in Eukaryota, Metazoa, Chordata, Mammalia, Rodentia, Bathyergidae.
GGGGAUUGGGGGGGCGCGAGAGGAGGAACUAUUUGGGGAAAUGACUGGCUUUCCUCCCCACCACCCCCGCCCUGGACACGGCACUGAAAUCCAUUUCCCGGGUGGAAUCCGAAAAACCCGCUCACGGAUGUACACGCAGACGUGUGCAUAUUUAAACGCACGUGUGCAAGUAAAUUCUCUGUGAUUUCCUUUUCUUUUUUUCUUUUUUUCAGUUAAAUCGCGGGCUAACGAAUGGGGGACGCCUGCCUGCCAUACCCAGUUACUACUGUAGUCGCAGGCGUCCCAUUGUCGCGUCGUGAGCAUCGGUGGGCUCAGGCUUUUCUAUCACCGUUGCCCUAAAAGCAACGCAGAUUUGGGAUUAAAAUAUCCCCUGAAUAUGCCUCUGUGUUUGCAGGCUGCAGUGGAGAGGUCCCUACCAUAAUAUUUCUUGGACUGCUUUUCUCAGGCAGAUUUGAUCUAUUCGGGGAGGGGAAGGGGGAAAAACAAAACCAAGCUCCUUGAUUUCAAAUAUUGUGGGGAGUUUAAGGGCGAGCGGAUCAGGGCUCUGAGAGGCUCACUAGUGGUUUGUGGUGAUUGCUCCAAGGAGGCAGACCGAGGUGGAUUUGGGUGGAGGGGAAAACCGCGCAGGAAAAGAAGGAAUCCAGAGCAGCGGAGACUCUGCCCCCGUUGGAGAGAUGGUUGAGUCCUCGUCAAGGUUGCUGUGGUAUCCCAGAAACACCAUUCACUCCGAGCUGUGACCGCGCACCAACAACAGCAACAACUCCACUGCGCUGGCCAAGCAGCACGAAUUAGGAGCUGGUGAAUAAUAUGCAAGGGAUCCGCAGAGGGGAAAGCCGACCGAAGGAAUCCAAGCCCCGCGAGCCUGGCAGGAAAACAUGCGCUAAAUGUGGCUGCCUCGACUUCCUCCUGAUGAAGAAAAUGGGGAUUAAAAGUGGAUUUACGUUUCGGAACCUGGUCUUUUUGCUGACAGUGUCGUGCGUGAAAGGAUUUAUUUAUACAUGUGGUGGAACUUUAAAAGGACUUAAUGGCACUAUAGAAAGCCCUGGUUUUCCAUAUGGAUAUCCAAAUGGCGCAAACUGUACAUGGGUAAUAAUAGCAGAAGAAGGAAAUAGAAUACAAAUUGUGUUUCAGUCAUUUGCACUAGAAGAAGAAUACGACUACUUAUCCUUGUAUGAUGGACACCCUCAUCCUACAAACUUUAGGACAAGGUUAACAGGUUUCCAUCUGCCACCACCCGUGACCAGUACCAAAUCCGUGUUCUCGCUGCGUCUGACCAGUGACUUCGCUGUGAGUGCCCAUGGGUUUAAAGUGUAUUAUGAAGAAUUGCAGAGUAGUUCUUGUGGAAAUCCUGGAGUUCCUCCCAAAGGUGUAUUAUAUGGUACAAGGUUUGAUGUUGGGGACAAGAUCCGCUACAGCUGUGUAACUGGAUAUAUCCUGGAUGGCCACCCUCAGCUCACCUGCAUAGCCAGUUCAGUGAACACAGCCUUGUGGGAUUUUCCUGUUCCUAUCUGUAGAGCUGAAGAUGCUUGUGGAGGAACAAUGAGAGGAUCCAGUGGUAUCAUAUCCAGCCCUAGUUUUCCUAAUGAAUACCAUAACAAUGCAGAUUGCACUUGGACCAUUGUAGCAGAGCCUGGGGACACAAUUUCACUCAUAUUUACUGAUUUCCAAAUGGAAGAAAAAUAUGAUUACUUAGAAAUAGAAGGUUCUGAGCCACCUACAAUAUGGUUAUCUGGAAUGAAUAUACCACCACCAAUUAUCAGCAACAAAAACUGGCUCAGACUCCAUUUUGUUACAGACAGCAAUCACCGAUAUCGUGGAUUUAGUGCUCCGUAUCAAGGUUCUUCUACAUUGACCCACACUACCUCCACUGGUGAGUUAGAGGAGCAUAACAGGACUACCACUGGUGCUAUUGCUGUUGCUAGCACCCCUGCAGAUGUUACUGUAUCCAGUGUUACAGCUGUCACCAUCCAUAGAGUUUCCGAGGAACAGCGAGUGCAAGUUACGCAUCUCAGAAAUUCAGGUCUGGACCCCAACACAUCCAAGGACGGGCUCUCUCCUCAUCAAGCAGAUACACAAAGUACAAGGAGAAGACCAAGAAAUGCUGAACAGAUAGAAAGAACUAAAGAACUUGCAGUUGUUACUCAUAGAGUGAAAAAGGCCAUAGAUUUUAAAUCUAGAGGAUUUAAAUUGUUUCCAGGGAAAGACAACAGCAACAAGUUUUCUAUCUUAGAUGAUAAAGGUGUCACAAAAGUGUCAAAUAGCUGCCCACAAGAAAAGGAGCCUGAUCAUUGUAUUUUCUAAUCAUAUUUUACAUCCUUUUUUUUCAAUUUUAGCCUUGGAUCCACUGUUCAGUUCUCUUGUGAUGAAGAUUAUGUUCUACAGGGAGCAAAGAGCAUAACCUGCCAGAGAAUAGCUGAAGUCUUUGCUGCAUGGAGUGACCACAGGCCAGUAUGCAAAGUGAAAACGUGUGGCUCUAAUCUUCAAGGACCAAGUGGUACCUUUACGUCUCCCAACUUUCCAUUCCAGUAUGACAGCAAUGCACAGUGUGUCUGGGUCAUCACAGCAGUGAAUACAAAUAAGGUUAUCCAGAUAAAUUUUGAAGAAUUUGAUCUUGAGAUUGGCUAUGAUACCUUGACAAUUGGUGAUGGCGGUGAAGUUGGAGACCCUCGGACAGUGCUCCAAGUGCUAACUGGCAGCUUUGUACCGGACUUGAUAGUGAGCAUGAGUAGCCAAAUGUGGCUGCACCUUCAGACAGAUGAAAGUGUUGGAUCUGUUGGCUUCAAGGUUAACUACAAAGAAAUCGAGAAAGAAAGCUGUGGUGACCCUGGCACACCAUUAUAUGGAAUUAGAGAAGGCGAUGGGUUUUCUAAUCGUGAUACUUUAAGGUUCGAAUGUCAGUUUGGGUUUGAAUUAAUUGGAGAGAAAUCCAUUGUUUGUCAAGAGAAUAACCAAUGGUCUGCAAACAUACCCAUCUGUAUCUUUCCUUGUCUCUCCAACUUUACUGCACCGAUGGGAACAGUUCUUUCUCCAGAUUACCCGGAAGGGUAUGGAAAUAAUUUAAAUUGUAUCUGGACUAUCAUCUCCGACCCGGGAAGUCGAAUACACCUCUCUUUCAAUGACUUCGAUUUGGAAUCCCAGUUUGACUUCCUGGCCGUUAAAGACGGUGAUUCUCCGGACUCCCCCAUUCUUGGAACCUUCACGGGGGCCGAGGUUCCUUCGCAUCUUACGAGUAAUAGUCACAUACUGAGGCUGGAAUUUCAGGCUGACCACUCGAUGUCAGGACGCGGAUUUAAUAUCACUUACAACACUUUUGGACACAAUGAGUGCCCUGAUCCUGGAAUUCCAAUCAAUGCACGACGGUUUGGGGACAACUUUCAAUUAGGAAAUUCGAUUUCAGUUAUUUGUGAAGAAGGAUUUAUUAAAACCCAGGGAACAGAAACAAUUACAUGUAUUCUUAUGGAUGGGAAAGUAAUGUGGAGUGGACCAAUCCCGAGAUGUGGAGCUCCCUGUGGUGGCCAUUUCUCAGCUCCAAGUGGAGUCAUUCUUUCUCCGGGUUGGCCAGGAUACUACAAAGACUCUCUGAACUGUGAGUGGGUGAUCGAAGCUGAACCUGGACACUCUAUCAAAAUUACAUUUGAAAGGUUUCAGACUGAACUAAAUUAUGAUGUUCUGGAAGUUCAUGACGGGUCAAAUCUUCUGUCACCCUUGCUUGGAUCUUACAAUGGCACGCAAGUGCCCCAGUUUCUCUUCAGUAGCAGUAAUUUUAUAUACCUUCUAUUUACAACAGACAACAGCCGUUCUAAUAAUGGCUUCAAGAUUCAUUAUGAAAGUGUUACUGUGAAUACAUAUUCUUGCUUGGACCCCGGCAUACCUGUCCAUGGCCUUCGCUAUGGUCAUGAUUUCUCUAUUGGAUCUACUGUUUCUUUCAGUUGUGAUCCAGGAUACAGGUUGAGCCAUGAAGAGCCUCUUCUAUGUGAAAAAAACCACUGGUGGAGCCAUCCACUGCCAACCUGUGAUGCACUUUGUGGAGGAGACGUCAGAGGGCCAAGUGGAACAAUCUUAUCACCUGGUUACCCUGAAUUUUAUCCAAAUUCUUUGAAUUGUACAUGGACUGUUGAUGUAACCCAUGGAAAAGGCGUGCAGUUCAACUUCCACACUUUCCACCUGGAAGACCAUCAUGAUUACUUGCUGAUCACAGAGAAUGGGAGUUUUACCCAACCACUGGCCCGCCUCACUGGUUCAGAGCUUCCCUCAACAAUCAAUGCUGGUCUCUACGGAAACUUCAGAGCUCAACUGCGUUUCAUUUCAGAUUUCUCAAUAUCAUAUGAAGGGUUCAACAUUACAUUCUCUGAGUAUAACCUCGAACCUUGCGAAGACCCUGGGAUUCCUCAGUAUGGUAGCCGCGUUGGGUUCAGCUUUGGCGUUGGUGACACUUUGACCUUCUCCUGCUCACUGGGUUACCGGCUGGAAGGCGCAUCCGAGGUCAUCUGUCUUGGUGGUGGUCGGCGAGUGUGGAGUGCACCCCUGCCAAGGUGUGUGGCUGAAUGUGGUGCAUCUGCAACAAAUAAUGAAGGAAUUUUGCUUUCUCCAAAUUAUCCACUCAACUACGAAAACAACCAUGAGUGCAUUUAUAGCAUUCAGGUUCAAGCAGGAAAAGGAAUCAACAUCUCAGCCAGAACAUUUCAUUUAGCACAAGGAGAUGUCCUUAAGAUUUAUGAUGGAAAGGAUAAAACGACACACCUAUUAGGUGCUUUUACUGGUGCAUCUAUGCGAGGACUCACACUUAGUAGUACUUCAAAUCAGCUCUGGCUAGAAUUUAAUUCUGAUUCUGAAGGGACAGAUGAAGGCUUUCAACUUGUUUAUACUAGUUUUGAACUUUCACAUUGUGAAGAUCCUGGCAUUCCACAAUUUGGGUACAAGAUCAGUGACCAAGGCCACUUUGCAGGGAGCACCAUCAUUUAUGGCUGCAACCCUGGCUACACCCUCCAUGGAAGCAGCCUUCUCAAGUGCAUGACGGGGCAGAGAAGGGCGUGGGACUACCCCCUGCCUUCCUGUAUUGCGGAAUGUGGAGGUCGUUUUAAAGGAGAAUCAUCAGGAAGAAUCUUAUCUCCUGGUUAUCCUUUUCCAUAUGAUAAUAAUCUGCGUUGCAUGUGGAUGAUAGAAGUGGAUCCAGGAAACAUUGUCAGCCUACAGUUUCUUGCCUUUGACACCGAAGCAUCACAUGAUAUACUCCGAGUCUGGGAUGGCCCUCCUGAAAAUGAGAUGCUUCUGAAGGAAAUCAGUGGGUCUCUUAUCCCUGAAGGGAUCCACAGCACCCUCAACAUUGUGACUAUCCAGUUUGAUACAGAUUUUUACAUCAGUAAAUCUGGAUUUGCCAUUCAGUUUUCAAGUUCAGUUGCCACUGCGUGUCGUGACCCAGGGGUUCCCAUGAACGGGACUCGAAACGGUGAUGGAAGAGAACCUGGUGACACUGUUGUUUUUCAAUGUGACCCUGGAUAUGAACUUCAGGGACAAGAAAGAAUAACCUGCAUUCAGGUAGAAAAUCGAUACUUCUGGCAGCCCAGCCCACCAGUCUGUAUAGCACCCUGUGGAGGCAAUCUAACGGGAUCUUCAGGCUUUAUUCUUUCACCAAAUUUCCCUCAUCCGUACCCGCAUAGCAGGGACUGCGAUUGGACCAUCGCCGUCAACACCGACUACGUCAUCUCCCUGGCAUUUAUCAGUUUCAGCAUAGAACCAAACUAUGACUUCCUCUAUAUAUAUGAUGGACCAGACAGUAAUAGUCAGCUCAUUGGAAGUUUUCAAGACAGCAAGUUACCAGAGAGAAUAGAAAGCAGCUCAAAUACCAUGCAUCUGGCUUUCCGGAGUGAUGGAUCUGUUAGUUACACCGGAUUUCAUUUAGAAUACAAAGCAAAACUGCGGGAGUCUUGCUUUGAUCCAGGCAAUAUAAUGAAUGGUACCAGGCUUGGAAUGGAUUAUAAAUUAGGGUCCACAGUCACCUAUUACUGUGAUGCUGGCUAUGUUCUUCAGGGAUAUUCAACACUGACCUGCAUCAUGGGGGAUGAUGGGAGACCCGGAUGGAACAGAGCCCUGCCAAGCUGUCAUGCACCCUGUGGAAGUCGUUCAACAGGAUCAGAAGGCACUGUUCUGUCACCAAACUAUCCAAAAAAUUAUAGUGUGGGACAUAAUUGCGUUUAUUCUAUAGCAGUGCCCAAGGAGUUUGUGGUGUUUGGCCAGUUUGUAUUUUUCCAGACAUCGCUCCACGAUGUUGUUGAGGUGUAUGAUGGGCCAACUCAGCAAUCUCCUCUGUUAUCUUCCCUCUCAGGAUCCCACUCAGGAGAAUCACUUCCACUGAGUUCAGGUAAUCAGAUCACAAUUCGAUUUACUUCAGUUGGACCAAUAACAGCUAAGGGAUUUCACUUUGUUUACCAAGCUGUUCCUAGAACGAGCUCUACACAAUGCAGUUCCGUGCCUGAACCAAGAUUUGGAAAAAGAAUUGGCAAUGAAUUUGCAGUUGGUUCGUUGGUUCUUUUUGAAUGUAAUCCAGGAUAUAUUCUCCAUGGAUCCAUAGCAAUUAGGUGUGAUACAGUGCCUAAUUCUUUGGCCCAGUGGAAUGAUUCCUUACCUACAUGUAUCGUGCCCUGUGGAGGAAUUUUAACUAAGCGCAAAGGGACUAUUUUGUCUCCUGGAUAUCCUGAGCCUUAUGACAACAAUCUGAAUUGUGUGUGGAAGAUCACAGUGCCAGAGGGAGCUGGCAUUCAAGUGCAAGUGGUAAGCUUCGCCACAGAACACAACUGGGACUCUCUGGACUUUUAUGAUGGAGGAGACAACAAUGCUCCAAGACUUGGAAGUUAUUCAGGAACAACAAUACCCCAUCUUUUGAACAGUACAUCUAACAAUUUAUAUUUAAAUUUUCAAUCUGACAUCAGUGUUUCUGCUGCAGGCUUUCAUCUUGAAUACACAGCAAUUGGUUUGGAUUCUUGUCCUGAGCCACAAACUCCUAGCAGUGGAAUUAAAAUUGGAGACAGAUACAUGGUUGGUGAUGUGGUAUCCUUCCAGUGUGAUCAAGGCUAUUCUCUUCAGGGCCAUUCUCACAUUACAUGUAUGCCUGGGCCGGUCAGAAGAUGGAAUUAUCCCAUCCCAAUUUGUUUGGCUCAGUGUGGUGGUGGUAUGUCAGAUUUCAGUGGUGUGAUCCUCAGUCCUGGCUUUCCCGGAAACUACCCCAGCAGUUUGGAUUGCACGUGGACAAUAAAGUUGCCCAUAGGAUUUGGUGUACAUCUCCAGUUUGUCAAUUUUUCUACAGAAACCAUACACGAUUACCUGGAAGUAAGAAGUGGAUCAUCGGAAAUGAGUACUGUCAUUGGUCGGCUUAGUGGUCCCCAAAUACCAUCUUCCCUUUUCAGCACAACCCAUGAAACCAGUUUGUAUUUCCACAGUGACUAUUCACAGAACAAACAGGGCUUUCACAUUGUAUACCAAGCCUAUCAAUUGCAAAGCUGUCCCGAUCCACGCCCAUUUCGAAAUGGUUUUGUAAUUGGCAAUGAUUUCACUGUGGGUCAGACCAUUUCGUUCGAAUGUUUCCCAGGAUACACCUUAAUAGGAAAUUCAGCUCUCACGUGCCUUCACGGAGUCAGUCGUAAUUGGAAUCAUCCACUUCCAAGGUGUGAAGCUCUUUGUGGUGGGAAUAUAACUGCAAUGAAUGGCACUAUUUAUUCUCCUGGAUACCCUGAUGAAUAUCCAAACUUUCAAGAUUGCUUUUGGCUUGUGGGAGUACCUCCGGGGAAUGGAAUCUACAUCAAUUUUACUGUCCUUCAAACAGAACCAAUCUAUGAUUUCAUUACUGUAUGGGAUGGACCAGACCAAAAUUCCCCUCAGAUUGGGCAGUUCAGUGGCAAUACUGCUUUGGAAUCCGUGUACAGCACUUCCAAUCAGAUCCUCAUAAAAUUCCACAGUGAUUUCACAACAAGUGGCUUUUUUGUGCUCAGUUAUCAUGCCUAUCAACUAAGAGUGUGCCAGCCCCCACCACGAGUUGCCAAUGCUGAAAUUUUGACAGAAGAUGAUGAAUUUGAAAUAGGUGAUAUUAUUAGAUAUCAGUGCCUUCCAGGAUUCACCCUGGUGGGAAAUGCAAUCCUGACCUGCAGGUUAGGAGAGAGACUGCAGAUGGAUGAAGCACCUCCAGUUUGUCAAGUGCUCUGUCCCGCCAAUGAGUUACGGUUGGAUUCUACAGGAGUCAUAUUGAGCCCCGGGUACCCCGACAGUUACCCUAAUCUUCAGAUGUGCGCCUGGAGCAUUUCGGUGGAAAAGGGUUAUAAUAUCAGCAUGUUUGUAGAAUUCUUCCAGACAGAAAAGGAGUUUGAUGUUCUUCAGGUGUAUGAUGGACCAAAUAUUCAAAGUCCAGUGCUUGUUUCUCUCAGUGGGGAUUAUUCAUCUGCUUUUAAUAUAACAAGCAAUGGUCACGAAGUAUUUCUUCAGUGGUCAGCAGAUCAUGGCAAUAACAAAAAAGGCUUCCGGAUAAGAUACAUAGCGUUCUACUGCAGUACCCCGGAGUCUCCACCGCAUGGAUACAUCAUCAGCCAGACGGGUGGGCAGCUUAACAGCGUGGUCCGCUGGGCCUGCGACCGCGGCUUCCGGCUUAUUGGGAAGAGCAGCGCCGUCUGCCGGAAGUCCUCCUAUGGGUACCAUGCGUGGGACGCUCCCGUUCCAGCCUGUCAAGCAAUUUCCUGUGGCAUUCCUAAAGCACCAACAAAUGGAGGGAUACUCACAACAGACUACUUGGUAGGAACUAGAGUUACCUACUUUUGUAAUGAUGGAUACAGAUUGUCAUCCAAGGAACUCACCACUGCCUCCUGCCAGUCAGACGGGACAUGGAGCAACCAUAACAAGACCCCACGUUGCGUUGUUGUUACAUGUCCAAGCAUCAACUCUUUUACUCUGGAACAUGGAAGAUGGAGAAUUGUAAAUGGAUCACAUUAUGAAUACAAAACCAAGGUAGUUUUCAGCUGCGACCCUGGUUAUCAUGGACUAGGUCCUGCUUCUAUUGAAUGCCUUGCGAAUGGUACCUGGAGUUGGAGAAAUGAAAGACCAUACUGCCAAAUUAUUUCCUGUGGAGAACUACCUACGCCUCCAAAUGGAAAUAAGAUUGGAACGCAGACUUCAUACGGCUCAACAGCUAUUUUUACCUGUAAUUCAGGAUUCAUGCUUGUGGGCUCCACUGUCCGGGAAUGCCUUUCCUCAGGUCUUUGGAGUGGAUCUGAAACCAGAUGCUUAGCGGGUCACUGUGGAAUUCCUGAACUCAUUGUGAAUGGUCAAGUUAUUGGAGAAAAUUAUGGAUACAGAGACACAGUUGUGUACCAGUGCAAUCCUGGCUUCCGGCUGAUCGGCUCUUCAGUGAGGAUAUGUCAGCAGGAUCACAAUUGGUCUGGUCAGCUCCCAUCCUGUGUGCCUGUUAGCUGUGGUCACCCUGGUAGUCCGAUUUAUGGAAGAACAAGUGGAAAUGGAUUCAAUUUUAACGAUGUGGUAACAUUCUCCUGCAAUACUGGGUAUCUCAUGCAAGGGCCCACCAAAGCACAGUGCCAGACCAACCGGCAGUGGAGCCACCCUCCACCCGUGUGCAGAGUUGUCAACUGUUCCGAUCCUGGAAUUCCAGCCAAUUCCAAAAGAGAAAGUAAAAUAGAACAUGGAAAUUUCACCUAUGGCACUGUGGUAUUUUAUGACUGCAAUCCUGGCUAUUUUUUAUUUGGAUCUUCAGUUUUGAUAUGUCAACCAAAUGGACAAUGGGACAAGCCUUUACCAGAAUGUAUCAUGAUUGACUGCGGACACCCUGGCGUUCCCCCUAAUGCGGUCCUGUCUGGCGAGAAGUACAGUUUUGGGGCUACUGUUCACUACACCUGCACAGGGAAGCGUUCCCUUCUAGGCCUGUCAUCGAGAACCUGUCAACUGAAUGGACACUGGAGUGGCGCGCAGCCUCAUUGUUCAGGUGAUGCUACUGGCACAUGUGGAGACCCAGGAACUCCAGGUCAUGGUUCUAGACAGGAGAGUGAUUUCAGAACUAAAAGCACUGUACGUUUCGCUUGCUAUACGGGUUACAUCAUUCAUGGUUCUGAAGAAAGAACAUGUUUAGCCAAUGGCAGUUGGAGUGGAAGGCAGCCAGAAUGCAAAGCUGUGCAGUGUGGUAACCCAGGAACAACAGCCAAUGGGAAAGUCUUUCGAAUUGAUGGCACAACAUUUUCCAGUUCAGUCAUCUAUUCCUGCAUGGAAGGAUAUAUUCUUUCUGGACCUUCAGUUAGACAGUGCACAGCCAAUGGGACAUGGUCAGGAAGCUUGCCUAACUGUACAAUCAUCAGUUGUGGAGACCCCGGUAUCCCUGCCAACGGACUAAGAUACGGGGAUGAUUAUGUGGUGGGACAAAAUGUUUCCUACAUGUGCCAGCCGGGGUACACAAUGGAAAUGAAUGGCUCCAGAGUCAGAACUUGCACCACGAACGGCACAUGGAGUGGAGUGAUGCCCACUUGCAGAGCUGUUACCUGCCCAGCUCCUCCCCAGAUCUCUAAUGGAAGGCUGGAAGGAACAAAUUUCGACUGGGGCUUUAGUAUUAGCUACAUCUGUUCCCCGGGAUACGAACUCUCCUUCCCCGCUGUCUUGACCUGUGUAGGGAAUGGUACCUGGAGUGGUGAAGUGCCACAGUGCUUGCCCAAGUUUUGUGGUGACCCUGGGGUCCCCUCCCAAGGAAAGCGAGAAGGCAAAAGCUUCAUAUACCAAUCAGAAGUUUCGUUCAGCUGCAAUUCUCCUUUCAUAUUAGUAGGAUCAAGCACCAGAAUAUGUCAAGCAGAUGGCACUUGGAGUGGCUCAGCACCUCACUGCAUAGAACCAACUCGUACCACGUGUAAAAAUCCAGGUGUGCCCCGGCAUGGAUCUCAGAAUGAUACAUUCGGAUUUCAAGUAGGAAGUGUUGUACAGUUCCAUUGCAAAAAAGGUCACCUGCUACAAGGGUCUACAACCCGUACUUGCCUCCCUGACCUUACAUGGAGUGGAAUUCAGCCAGAAUGCAUACCCCACAGCUGUAAACAGCCAGAAGCUCCUGCUCAUGCGAAUGUGGUGGGAAUGGACCUCCCAUCUCAUGGGUACACCCUCAUUUACACCUGCCAGCCCGGCUUCUUCUUAGCGGGUGGGACAGAACACAGAGUGUGUAGAUCUGAUAACACUUGGACGGGAAAAGUUCCUGUUUGUGAAGCUGGUUCCAAAAUAUUGGUGAAAGAUCCUAGACCUGCACUAGGGACACCCAGUCCAAAGCUAAGUGUCCCGGAUGAUGUGUUUGCCCAGAAUUAUAUAUGGAAAGGCUCUUACAAUUUCAAGGGAAGGAAACAGCCCAUGACAUUGACGGUGACUAGUUUCAAUGCCUCCAGUGGGAGAGUCAACGCAACACUGAGCAACAGCAACAUGGAGCUGCUCCUUUCAGGGGUCUAUAAAAGCCAGGAGGCUCGCCUAAUGCUACACAUAUAUUAUAUUAAAGUACCAGCUCAUACUUCUAUGAAGAGAAUGAAGGAGGAAAAUUGGGCCAUGGAUGGCUUUGUGUCUGCUGAACCUGAUGGAGCUACUUAUGUAUUUCAAGGAUUUAUUCAAGGCAAAGAUUAUGGUCAAUUUGGACUACAAAGACUGGGACUGAAUAUGUCAGAAGGUUCAAAUUCUUCGAAUCAACCUCAUGGUACAAAUAGUAGUUCUGUGGCCAUUGCUAUUCUUGUGCCUUUUUUUGCACUAAUAUUUGCAGGAUUUGGAUUUUAUCUUUAUAAACAAAGGACUGCACCCAAAACACAGUACACAGGAUGCUCAGUUCACGAAAAUAACAAUGGCCAGGCGGCUUUUGAGAACCCUAUGUACGACACCAACGCCAAGGCGGUGGAAGGCAAGGCAGUGCGGUUCGACCCCAACCUGAACACGGUCUGCACAAUGGUAUAAUGCGGCGAUCUACUGCCUUCCUUGGAGUCGCGGAAAUCGACACACAACACAGUGCACAUUUAGUUCACUGCUAAACAAAGCACACUUUUCAGGACUUGCUGGGUCACCUUUCCCUGAGGAAUGAGAGAGAAGAGUGUUUUUUCAUAAACUGGAUCAUAAUUCUUCUUCAUGUUUACCAUGGAGAGCUUUACAGGAAUUCGGCUGCACUCUGGGAGUGCUUACUCACAGUUUAUUUGCUUUUUUAAAAAGGAGAUUAUUCUAAAACAUAAACUUAUUUGCAUAUAUUGGAGGAGCAUCCACUAUCAGUAUUUCUGUGCUUUAUAAACUAUAUUAGAGGGACUGGGUUAAAAAAAGAUAUAGGGUAGAAAAUAAGAGCUAUACUUACAAGAGUCAAUAGAUCAUUGACUGCUCUUUAACUGUCACGAGCUACAUCUCACUCUAAGUCUGUAUUUCACAUCACGCUACCUGCUGUUCAUGCUUCUCACUCACAGCAUUGUUUUCCUUAUUUCCAAGGGGAUUUAUGAUUGAGUCUUGCCUUUAAAUGAUUAUGAGCUCAUUUAAUCAACUGAAGAGUUAAGACUGCCCACCCGGAUUUGGCUUUCUCAUUCUCGUUCUUCAGUGUCACAUUUCUUUUAUUCUUUCAGACUGCUCAUUAUAGUUUGUGCAAAAGCUUAGGUCUUUGAGCUUCCCUCCUGACUUCCCCAUUACAGAGUAACCAGUUGUUUGAUGCCUUUCUGCAGUGUUUUUUCAUCCACAAACCAUGUUGGCUGAAAAAUAUUGUCUAACAAACAUGGUAUUUUGCAGUUAAGUGAGACACCAAGCUUAUUACCAUCCUUUGCCAAAUUCCCAAUGCUUUUAAAAAACCAAAUAAAAUCUAUUAAGUCUAUACUAUAUUUAAGUUAUUAUAUCUCUACAUAUCUUUCCAGUUGAGCCUUCAAAUUUAACACUAUUGACAGUUUCCAGCUUUUUCCAGCAAUGAAUUAGAAAUGUAUUUUGCCUAGCUCCUUAACACAAUGACUAAAAAUGAAAAAAGACCUUCUUUAAAAUCACCAAUACAAAUUGAUUACCUAAAAUUGCAAAUUUAUCAAUUUUCACCUUUUGAAAUUUCUAUACCCCUUAUUCAUAAAAAGCAGCUUUCAGAUACAAGUUUCUUCGAUGACCAAGUUAUGUGUUUGUAAAUUAUUGGUGGCUCAUUACAGCUAUUUCACACAAUAAUGCCAGCAUUUUCAUUUAAUAGGUUAUGGUGUUUCUUUUUUUUUUUUUUUAGCAUUUUUCACUUCAUUGAGUAAAAAACGUACCCAGUGUAAACUCUUUGUUGUUGUCCCUUUUGAAUAUGGAUUACUCUGUGAAUGGUUCUACUGGUAUUUUGUACCAUGAGACAGAGUGCCAAGAGAAACCUCUGCACCCGGGGGUGCUGCUUGGAUCUAUCUCUACAUUUAGUGAAUUUCUUGUAAACCACUUUGAGAUACAUUGUUUUGGAAAUCCAUGCAGUUUUCUCAACAUUGUACUCUACUGACAGGAUGCGGUUUUAAAUCUUAUGCCAUCAGUUAUUUAUUCUUGUUUAUUCAAAUGACUGCAAUAACAAUGAUUCAUUCACUAAUGUUAAGGUUAAUACAUUUAAGAUCUUGUUUAAACAAUGUUUCUUCUGCAACUGGCUACUCCUCUUAUAUUAAUGCAUACACUUUUGUAAAGAAGUAUAUUUUUAUGAAAAAAAGACUUUGUAAAAGUAUGAUGUAAAUUUUCAGUGCAAUGUAAACGAAUAAAAAUGGAUAAUUGCUUUUGUAAAA